UAAAAGCACGCAUCGAUGGCGAGUCUCUUCCAAGUUCGAUUCCUCCUCACUCUUCGGUCACAAAUCGAAGGCAAGAUUUCUAACUCGAUUGCUUCCGCCAUGGCUUCGCCCAAGCUCAGCUCAAGACUCGCCUUCAGCGCCCCCCUGCCGCCGCCGGAUCUGCCGGUGCCCGCCGCCUUUCGCUGCCCCAUCUCGCUCGACCUCAUGAAGGACCCAGUCACGCUGCACACCGGCAUUACCUACGACCGCCACGGCAUCGAGACGUGGCUCGACGCCGGGCACCGCGCCUGCCCCGUCACCAACCAGCCCCUCCUCUCCGACGACCUCGUCCCCAACCACGCGCUCCGCCGGAUGAUCCAGGCCUGGUGCGUCGCCCACCGGUCGCUGGGCAUGGAGCGGAUCCCGACGCCAAGGAUCCCGGUGGCCCCCGCCCAAGCCUCCGAUUUGCUGGCGGACGUCACCUUCGCCGGCCGCCGAGGAGACCGCGCCCGCCUCCGCGAAUCUGUCGGGAAAAUCAAAGCUUUGGCGAAGGAAAGCGAGCGCAACCGGAGAUGCUUGGCAGAGGGCGGCGCCGGCCGCGUCCUCUCCGCCCUCUUCGGCGAAUGGGGCGACGAGGAGAUCCUCUCCGCAUUAGCCUUAUUUCUACCCUUGGAUCAAGAUACGUGUCGGCAGAUCGGAUCGAACAAGUCGCUCGAUUUCGUGGUCUCCUUCCUCAAAUCUGGCGAUUUCGAUGCGGGGCUCAACGCGGCGCUAGUCCUCAAAAACCUAACCUCUUCUCUUCCGCCGGAGCGGAUCGAGGUCCUCGCGAGGACGGACGGGCUAAUCGAGGCACUGGUGAAGCUAAUCGAGAAGCCGAUCUCGCCGCGGACCACCAAGGCGGCCCUGGCGGCGGCAUUCUACCUGGUCUCGACCCACGAGAGGAUCGCGGCUAGGGUUUCGGAAUCGGGGAUCGUCCCCCUACUACUCGAGAUCCUCGUCGACGCCGACAGGAGCACCGCCGAGAAAGCUCUAGCGGUGCUGGACGGCGCUCUGGGCUGCGGCCGCGGCAGGGAGGCGGCGCGCGGCCACGCCCUGGCGGUGCCGGUGCUGGUGAAGAACAUGCUGCGGGUGUCGGAGACGGCGACGCAGUUCGCCGUGUCGGCGCUGUGGAAGCUCUGCAAGAGCGAGAGGCAAGGCGAGCGGGCCGCGGAGGCCAUCAAAGUCGGGGCCUUCCAGAAGCUUCUCAUUCUGCUCCAGGUCGGGUGCUCUGCGCCGACGAAGGAGAAGGUGAGCGAGCUGCUCAGGCUGCUGAACGCGCACAGGGGAGGCUCGGAGUGCACAGAGAGGAUGGAUUUUGGGGGAUUGAAGAAGUCCUUCUAAUCGCUAACCCUAGAUUGUAGAUUGAUGAUUACACAACAUACAUUUUGUAGAGAAAAGAUAGAACAUUGAUUGGAUUUUUUUUAUAUAUAAAAAAAAAUACACACUUGAUUCUUCAGUGAAUGCAA
Messenger RNA from Zingiber officinale, 1484 nucleotides. RefSeq names its product U-box domain-containing protein 21-like. Gene Ontology annotation, biological process: protein ubiquitination. The transcript has a single exon. Lineage: Eukaryota; Viridiplantae; Streptophyta; Magnoliopsida; Zingiberales; Zingiberaceae. The record is from RefSeq and is a predicted model, not a curated record. Gene Ontology annotation, molecular function: ubiquitin protein ligase activity. The coding region runs from base 16 to 1359 and encodes 447 amino acids.